AUUAAUUAAUUGCCUUUCCUUUCUGCUGUUGUGUGGUGUUGUAUUCAUCUCUGUAUAAUGUUUUUGUGAAUUGUUCAGGAGAUGGGAGCUUGCUGUUGUAGCCUACAGUCAAGCAGGAGAGCUCACAUUGUUAGUGCUUAUGGCUUUGGGACGACAGAGCCGCUCCUGAAAGAGACAGAGAGAGAAGCAGUCAAUGCUAUACUUAAAUUCCUUGAUUCUGACUCCUCUCCUGCCGCCCGUAGACUCAGCACUGAUAGACUAGAAUCACUCAGGACACUAGCAUAUUCUGACAAUGUUGAACUACAGAAAUCAGCUGCACUCUGCUAUUCAGAACUGAGUGAAAAUUGGUCAGAUCCAGUGACCAUACAAUUCCUGGAGCCUAUAAUCCAACUUCUUCUUUCACCUGAUAUUGGUAUUCAGAAAGCAUCAUCUCUGGCUAUAAGUAAUUUAGCUCUGAAAGGACCUGUUGAAAAUAAGAAUACAAUAGUACGAGCUGGUGCUCUCUCCUCUCUCAUUAUCUUACUCAAUUCUCAAGACCCCGAGGUCCAGUGCAAUACAUGCGGUUGCAUCACUACACUAGCCACAACCGAAUCAAAUAAGAGAGAGAUUGUAGUCCAGGGAGCUAUACCUCCUCUACUGAAACUGGCUCAUGUGAGAGACCCUAAGGUUCAGAGGAAUGCAGCCGGAGCACUCUUGAACCUUACUCACGUUGAGUCUAACAGACAGGAUUUGGUUCAGUCUGGAGCUGUUGCUGUAUUCAUUAAAUUGUUAGAGUCUCAAGACAUUGACGUUCAGUUUUAUUGUGCAGCUGCUCUCAGUAAUAUUGCCGUGAGCGGUGAACACAGACAGGUAAUCAUUAGGUACAGUGAUGGGAAAGUCAUCAAAGUUCUCAUAUCGCUAAUGAAAUCACUAUCAGAAAAGGUUUGCUGUCAAGCUUGUUUAGCCAUUAGGAACUUAGCAUCUGAUGAGGAGAAUCAGGAUAAGAUAGUUGAGUGUGGUGGGCUGGAUGCAUUAGUGCCAUUACUCUGGAGCGGUGACACUGAUACAGUGACUGCUGCAGUUGCUGCUCUCAGAAACUUAUCAAUUAUGAAAGGAAAUGAAAUACAUAUUGUUAAAAGUGGAGCACUGGUGGAGCUCUCAAGGUUACUAUCGCUACAGGAGCAGUCUGAGAUACAGUGUCAUGCAGCUGGUACCAUACGUAACCUUGCAGCUGAGGAGCAACAUGUUGCUAUAAUUGAAGCUGGUUGUCUCACUGCACUAGCCGAGAGAUUAAGAGACUCUAAACAUGUUCCUGGUGACGUUUUGUCUGAAAUAUCAGCUGCUAUGGGGGUGCUGGUAUCAAAUAGUAUUGCACGCAAGCAAUUGAUGUCACUGUACAAUGGCGACUUUCACAAGGUCCUACUCAAACUAACUGACUCCCCUCACAGAGAGGUACAGUAUAACUGUGCAGGGAUCAUAGGGCACCUGGCAAUGAAUGAGGAGUAUCACUCUGUGUUACUGAAUGAGGAGCCAUCAGCUAUUGACUGUAUGCUAAAGCUACUCGAUCAGAACGACUCUUCGUUUAUACACUUGGCACUAUGGGUCAUAGCACAGUUCUCUAAUGGAAGUAAGAGUACAAGAGCAUUGCUAAGGAAGUCUGUACUGAUUGAUAAAAUCAUUGAACUAAAAUCAAAAAAAUAUAACACAGAGAUAUCACAACUUGCGGAAUCGGCAUACAACAAUCUACAAGCUCAAUAGUCUAUUAUUAGUCAUUUCACAAGUUUUUAUUAUAAAUUUUAUCAAAACUUAUCAAGUUAUUCGAGCCCCUUCCCCCCCUGACUUGUGAUUAAAUUUUGUCUACUCCUAUUUUAUAUCAUAUAUUCUUGUCUCUCUUCCUCUCUCUCUCUCUCUGUAAUAUUUCAUGACAAAUCAGUGUGAUUAUGUGUGAAAAGUCAAUGUUUGUUUAAUUAAAA
This is a messenger RNA of Amphimedon queenslandica, 1952 nucleotides long. Its product is annotated as vacuolar protein 8-like. The record is from RefSeq and is a predicted model, not a curated record. Gene Ontology annotation, biological process: nucleus-vacuole junction assembly. Gene Ontology annotation, molecular function: protein-membrane adaptor activity; protein binding. The coding region runs from base 82 to 1737 and encodes 551 amino acids. Lineage: Eukaryota; Metazoa; Porifera; Demospongiae; Haplosclerida; Niphatidae. The transcript has 14 exons.